CAUACCCUCUUUGUCUAAAACGUUGGGACAUUUUUUCAUACUUAUCCUUCUUUGACUUGAUAAAGCCUACUAUUGUUGACUGCACAUCACCAGCACCUGAAAAUCAAAAGGCUGUGCAUAGGGACUUCUUUCUUUGUAGUAUCAAGUAGACCCAUCCCUUUUUUUAAGUUUCGUUUUCAAAGGAAUAUAUACAGGGCGUUUACCACACCUUGGUUAAAAGUCUUCCACUAGCGCUAUCAGUUAUCUCCUGCUUCCACGAUGGGCUACGUUUGCAUUCUCUUCGUUCUUUCUUUGACAAUAUCAACCGCUGGGGGAAUAAAAUGCUACUCGUGUGUCCUCACCGAAGACCCCCUUUCCUGCCUUAAGACCGAAGAAUGUCCCAGCAUGGAUCGCUGUUACAGCCUGGAUCUGACUGGCCAUGGGGGAGGCUUGACUAAGGGAUGUCUACCGAGUGUUGCGUGUGCCCUGGGACCAGUCGGAGCUUGCUGCGAAGGCGAUUUGUGUAACCUUGGGAAUGCCACCGGAUCAAGCUUCAUUCUCCUGCUGUUGUCUACUGCUGCACUGUAUUUCCUCUGAUCUCCUGAAAUCCUGUUCAUGGAGUUUGCGUUUAGAUUACAUUUAGGGCAUUUAGCAGACGCUUUAUCCAAAGCGACGUACAAUAAUUACAUUUGUCAUAAGAAAGAGGAACAUAACACUGUCGGUAUAGUAAGGAUGUUUCUACAUUUCUGAAGAGGAAUUUCUACGAAGUGCCUAAGAAUAUUCUUUACUGCAAUUCCUCAACAACUUCCUAAUAACGUGUUAAUUGUUCCAAUUUAGUUGUUUUUUUAAAGGGACACUGUGUAAAAAUUA
Gadus morhua (Atlantic cod) is the source of this 849-nucleotide messenger RNA. RefSeq names its product ly6/PLAUR domain-containing protein 6-like. Lineage: Eukaryota; Metazoa; Chordata; Actinopteri; Gadiformes; Gadidae. The transcript is spliced from 3 exons. The record is from RefSeq and is a predicted model, not a curated record. The coding region runs from base 259 to 576 and encodes 105 amino acids.